Molecule: messenger RNA, 2262 nt
Organism: Papilio machaon (common yellow swallowtail)
Lineage: Eukaryota; Metazoa; Arthropoda; Insecta; Lepidoptera; Papilionidae
Exons: 1
Coding region: 1-2262 (753 amino acids)
Biological process (GO): DNA integration
Molecular function (GO): nucleic acid binding
Source: RefSeq, a predicted model, not a curated record
AUGUCAAUUGAAUGGGAUGAUCCUUUACCUAUUAAUGUAAUUACUGAAUGGAGCAUUUAUAGAAAUGAUUUGAUUAAGCUACAAGGUAUUAAAAUAGAUCGUUGGAUUAAUACUUACCAAAUCAGAACUAACGUCGAACUUCAUGGAUUUGCCGAUGCUUCCACGGCCGCCUAUGCAGCUGUUGUCUACGUCAAGGCGUUAGAUGAUGAUGGAAAUCCUAAAAUAACGCUUUUGGAAAGUAAAACUAAAGUUGCACCUCUUAAACAAAUUUCUGUUGCUCGUUUGGAGUUAUGUGGGGCUCUUCUUUUGGCUAAAAUGCUUUAUCAAGCCGCAAUCCAUUUGAAAAUUCCAAUGGGGCAGGUUUUUGCAUACACUGAUUCUACGGUUACAUUAGCUUGGAUAGAAGGACAACCUAUUAAAUGGCAAACUUUUGUGGCCAAUCGAGUCACGGAAAUACAAACCUUAUUGGACAAUUCUGCUUGGCGGUUUGUUUCUUCAAGGGACAAUCCUGCAGACCUAGCUUCGAGGGGUAUACAAGCUGAUGAUCUUGUUGCUUCAUCACUGUGGUGGCAAGGCCCAACCUGGCUAAAAGAAACACAUAAAUAUAAACAAACAAAUGCCUCAUACACUACAACUUUAGAAGAAAGAAAACAAAGGGUUAAAACAUUUCUGUGCGAACUAGAAGAAAAACCCAUUUAUGAACGAUUUUCAACUUUGAAUAGAAUGAAGAGAGUACUUACCUAUUGUCGGCGAUUCCUUCUUUUGAAACCUGAAAAACAAUACACAGAUUACCUUAGUACUAAAGAAUUAAACGAAACAAUGCAAAUGUGUAUAAAACUAUGUCAAAGACAAGAUUUUAUGGAAGAAAUAAGGGACUUAAAAGAGAGCGGUAUGGUGAAGAAAAGAAGUAAACUAAAGACAUUAUCUCCUUAUUUAGACGAAAAUCAGAUACUUAGAGUCGGAGGACGAUUACAAGGCGCUACUAUAGGUUCAGAAAUAAAACAUCCUAUACUUUUACCCAAACACAACCACCUUACUACACUGGUUGUCAGAGAUGCUCACAUUAAAUUGCUUCAUGGUGGAAAUAGAUUAAUGACAAAUUUCUUGCAAAACCAAUAUUGGAUUAUAGGAUUAAAACCGUUAGUGAAGAAGUGUGUAAGAGAAUGCGUAGUAUGUGUGAGACAUAAAGGAAUGGUUCUACAGCCAAAAAUGGGUGAACUUCCUUCUGUUCGUAUCACACCUGGCAGACCGUUCAAGACUUCAGGCGUCGACUUCGCUGGUCCAAUACAGUUGCGUACAUCUAAGGGUAGAGGCCAUAAAGCAUUUAAGGGAUACAUUUGUCUUUUCAUUUGUAUGAAAACAAAAGCAGUACAUCUUGAAGUUGUAAGUGAUCUUACCAGUAAAGGCUUUAUUGCAGCUUUCAAGAGAUUCAUAUCCAGAAGAGGACAUUGUUCAGAUGUUUGGAGUGACAAUGGAUUAAACUUCGUAGGGGCCGCAAAGGAGUUAAAGGAUAACGCUAACAUUCGUUGUUCAAGCGGUAUGAAAGAUAUAGUUGAGUUAUUAGCGAAUGAAGGCACUAUCUGGCACUUUAUUCCACCGAGAGCCCCCAAUUUUGGUGGCCUUUGGGAGGCUGCGGUUAAAAGUGCCAAAACUCAUCUUGUUAAGGUCGUUGGAAACUCAACGUUGACAUUUGAAGAGAUGACAACUCUGCUAUCACAGGUCGAAGCGUGCUUAAAUUCUAGACCCAUCUGUCAACUAAAUGAUAAUCCAGAUGAUUUGUUUCCACUAACGCCAGCUCAUUUCCUCAUUGGUGAGGCAACUAUGAUAAUUCCUGAACCAGACCAUGAGAAUACAAGAUUAAGCGCAUUAGAUAGAUGGACCUUAGUACAAAAAAUGACGCAACACUUUUGGAAACGCUGGUCAACAGAGUAUCUGCAAGGACUACAGAGAAGACAAAAGUGGCAAAAAUCUUCAAUUUCUCCAGAUGUAGGUCAAUUGGUGAUUAUAAAAGAAAACGACUUACCUCCAGCCAAAUGGUUGUUGGCGCGUAUACUAGAACUGAUUCCCGGACCUGACAAGGCUGUUAGGGUGGUUAAAUUGAAAUGUAAAUCAUCUAUCUUAACAAGGCCUAUCAACAAAAUUAUUUUGUUACCUAGAGAUAUUAAAUUACACGAAGACGCUCACGAAUACCUCAUGGUGGGCGGAAAGAACAAGGUUCUUGGUGGGCGGAAUGUUGGCGCCGUUUCCGCUACAGCACAAUAG